Molecule: messenger RNA, 1365 nt
Organism: Nipponia nippon (crested ibis)
Lineage: Eukaryota; Metazoa; Chordata; Aves; Pelecaniformes; Threskiornithidae
Source: RefSeq, a predicted model, not a curated record
AUGGCUACAGGACAGGUGCUAUUUCAACGUUUUUUUUAUACCAAGUCUUUUGUGAAGCAUUCCAUGGAGCAUGUGUCAAUGGCCUGUGUUCAUCUGGCAUCCAAAAUUGAAGAAGCACCAAGACGCAUAAGGGAUGUAAUUAACGUGUUCCAUCGCCUUAGACAUCUACGGGAAAAAAAAAAACCUGUGCCUCUAAUACUGGAUCAAGAAUAUGUGAACUUGAAGAAUCAAAUUAUUAAGGCAGAAAGAAGAGUGUUAAAGGAGUUGGGAUUUUGUGUUCACGUAAAGCACCCUCAUAAGAUAAUCGUUAUGUACCUUCAGGUAUUAGAAUGUGAACGUAACCAACACCUGGUCCAGACUUCAUGGAAUUACAUGAAUGAUAGCCUGAGAACAGAUGUCUUUGUAAGAUUCCAGCCAGAAAGCAUUGCCUGUGCAUGUAUUUACCUCGCAGCUAGGACACUGGAGAUUCCACUUCCUAAUCGUCCACACUGGUUUUUACUCUUUGGAGCAACAGAGGAAGAAAUUCAAGAAAUCUGCUUAAAAAUUUUGCAGCUCUAUACUCGGAAAAAGGUUGAUUUAUCUGAUCUGGAAAGUAAAGUAGAAAAGAAGAAAUUAGCUAUCGAAGAGGCAAAAGCACAAGCGAAAGGUCUAGUACCUGAGGGAGCCCCGAGUUUGGAUAACACAUCAGGAUUUUCCCCUAUCCCGAAAAAUGGCAAGCUUGUUUUUCUAGAGUCUCCAAAAGAGGUUAAAGGAAAUAAACCUUCACCACUACCUGUUCAGGCAAUGAAGAACGCUAAAAGGAAAACAGAGGGAGCAAAAAGAAUGAGUUCAAAUAGCCCAGUAAACGGUGUUCAGAAAGGAAGAGAAAGCAGAAGUCGAAGCGGAAGUCGAGAUCAAAGUUAUUCAAGAUCUCCGUCCAGAUCCGCAUCCCCUAAGCACAGGAAAAGUGAAAGUUACUCCACAUCAAGCGGUUCCAAAUCCCACAGCCGUUCUAGGAGCCGCAGCGACUCUCCUCCAAGACAGUUCAACCACAGUUCUAGCUACAAAGGUUCCAAGGUGAGAAGUUACAAGAAAUCAAAAGACUACAAAUACUCCACACACAAACCGCGGAAAUCACGCAGCAGGAGUUCAUCACGUUCCAGGAGCCGAUCGCGGGAGCGCUCUGACCAUUCGGGGAAGUACAAGAAGAAGAGUCACUACUAUAGAAAUCACAGGCAUGAGCGUUCCCGCUCCUAUGAGCGAGCAAGUCAUCGCUAUGACCGAGACCAUCCUGGCCACAGUAGGCACAGGCGAUGAAUAAAGCAAAAAGUUCUUUCCUUUGGAAUUUAAGCAGUGGAGCUCUUCCCCGUUUGGUCUUUGCAGCAU